CACAUAUUUGUCACAUCGUUAUCUUGUAGAACACACGUUGCAGUCAGCCAACAGCCAAGAGUGAAGUAAUCGACCCACAAUCGCGUUUUCUGCGCGAAAAUUGAAUGAAUUUUUCCUCUCUAGAGUAAAAAAGUAUUUCGAUAUAUGGAUGGAUUGUCUUAGGAGUGGAAUUUGUCGGAGUUCUACAGUUCAGUGCAUUUACAGAUUAAGAUAAAAGAAUGAUCGAUAUAACGACGAUCUUAACAUAAAAAUUCGUUAAAUUAAAAUUGAUUUAGUAAAAUAAAUUUUUUGAGAAAUCUUGUAUGCGGAAAAUUUGAAGAGAGGACCAGAAUAAGAGCAGAUAUAAAAUGAAUCUGACAGCCCAAACAUUUAAAAUUAUGUAUCGAGUGAAAGUUGAGCUGUUAGUGGGAUUUGAGAGAGCGGAAACGGCAUUGUGAAGGCAUUCCAUAGCGUACGCCGGAGGCGUCGCAUGGCGCCUAUACGUCCCUGAACUGCGGGAAAUCCGCGCACGUGCGGUGUUGAUGUGCGAUUGGUUGGCGCGGCGUUCCGCGUGACGUGUCUCGGGAAAGAACCGGAGAUCGUCAAGGUUAUGUUGUUGACGCAAGAAUUAAAAGGCAGUUGAUUAUGUGUUGCUGGUGAGUAGUGGAAGUUCGUCAAAGCUCGCGUUACGCACAUCACGGUGUUGUCAAGACGCGGCAGUCUGGUCUCGAGUCUCUACGAGAUCUCAAUACUCGGUGGCACUUGCGCUUGACAGGUAUCGUGACAUUCGACACAUUUCAAGCCACGUUUUUUCUUCCUUCCACGCUAAUACGCAAAGUGUGACAAAUUGCCGGAAGGAUGCCAGAUGCGUACGAGAACAUUAAUAUGGCGAUGCAGAGUAUAUUGACCACUGGCGUUAUCGCGGAUAACGAGGACCCGUUCUUCCACUUCAAUGACUUAACGCCAAUGGGGAGUACCGGUGUCUUAAGUCCAUUUACUGCUUCUGGAUCUCAAGGAAACAUGAGCAUCACAUCACCUAUGUCGACGACCUCAUCGCCUAUGCAUGCUACAGAUUAUAUUAAUUUAACAAAUACAGUAACGUUACUUGGCGAAGCAAACAUUAGUAUUUUGGUGCAGCCAAUGGAGAAAUUUAGGUUUCGAUACAAAUCUGAAAUGGUGGGGACACAUGGAAGCCUACUUGGUGUAUUUAAUGGACGUAAACGAAAUAAAAAUAACGUACCUACAGUCAGGUUAAAUAAUUUUCUGGAUAAAGCGAUAAUACGUUGCACAUUAGUCACAAUUGAUGAAGAUUUCAGAAUACCACAUGCUCAUAAAUUAGUGAGGCGAAUAGAUAGUGCCGACGUGGGAGAGCCACAUUACAUAGAAGUUUCGCCUCAUAAUGAUUUUACAGCCGAAUUCAACGGUAUGGGUAUAAUACAUACAGCGAGAAAAAACGUCAAAGAUGAAAUAGUACGAAAACUGCGUGAUGAAACUCUGGAAGAACGCAAACGUUUAAAUAUAAAUGCUACUCUCAGUUUUCGUGAUGAAACACAGAUUAAAGCCGACGCGGAGCAAUAUCAGAAAUCUAUAAAUCUAAAUAGUGUUGUUCUUUGUUUUCAAGGAUUUAUUAAAGAUGAACACAAUAUUAUGAGACCGAUUACAGCGCCGGUUUAUAGCAAUCCAAUUAAUAAUUUGAAAAGUGCAUUAACUGGAGAACUUAAGAUAUGCAGAAUUGACAAAUAUACUAGCAGUUGUGAAGGUGGCGAAGAGGUGUUCAUACUUGUUGAGAAAGUGUCAAAAAAAAACAUAAAGAUAAAAUUCUUUGAGCUUGACGAUGAUGACACUGAAGUCUGGAUUGAUUACGGUCGUUUCUCAGAACUGGAUGUUCAUCAUCAGUAUGCCAUGGUAUUUCGAACCCCACCGUAUAAGGAUCGAAAUAUUACUUCCCCAAAGGAAGUCUUUAUACAACUGGAACGUCCUUCUGAUUCAGAUUGUUCUGAGCCAAUAAAAUUCACAUAUAAACCAAGCGAUCGCAUGAUAGGCAGGAAGAGAACACGAGUUUCUCAUUCAAACAGUACAGAAUUAGCACAAAUGACAUUUGACAAUGAUAUGUCUUUAACGAAUACACCACUAACAAGUACGCUUUUAAGCAAUGAUAGUACAGACAUGUCUAAAGAAAUAAAAAAGUUGUUAGAUGAAAGAUGUCCGUCUAGUGAGUUCCGUGACUUUGUUGAACGAUUUAGUUUAGAUGAUCUUAUGUUGUACGAGAAAGCUUGGCGAGGAAGCAGCGAAGAUAAGUUAACUUGGGAUGGUGCGUCAAAUACAAAAGACGAAAAAUUGUUCGCAAAAAAUGUUAUUAUUAAUACGAUAAAAAAUAUCAACGCUAUGAGACCACAUGAAGCGAAAGAUAUUAUAAAAAAGUCUUUCAAAGACAGGACAACUUAUGGAGAUACACCAUUACAUUAUGCACUCCGAUAUGGACAAAGAGACAAUGUAAAGCGUAUUUUAAUACUUAUGAGUGCUUUAAAUACAGAUGCUGAGGAAUUAGUAAACAUUCGAAACAGUUCUGGAAAGACUCCGUUACAUUAUGCUGUAUCACAAGAUUAUCCGGAAAUUACAAAAAGUUUACUCAUGCUUGGUGCAGAUCCAAAUAUAACAGAUCAUUAUGGACAAACGCCAUUACAUAGAACUGUAAAAUUUUCAGAAGUGGAAGGAAACAUUGAUGUAUUAUUAGCUGAAAAAGAAAUCAACAUCGAAGCAAAUACGGAUUUAGGGUGGACACCUUUACAAUUAGCUGCCAAAGCAGGCUCAUAUUAUGCAGUGUGUUCUCUCGUUAAAGCUGGCGCAGACGUAAAUAAUACUGACAUGACCUAUGGAAGAACUGCUUUGCAUAUAGCAGUUGAAGGAGGAUAUAAAGACAUUGUUGAAUUUUUAUUAAAAAACACCAAAAUAGAUGUAAAUAAAAAGAACUUCAGCGGAAAUACGGCACUACACACUGCAAUAGUUAUACCAGGAGCGAAAGCCAAAGAGAUAUGUGCUCUUUUAUUGAAAUAUGGUGCUGAUCCACACAUAAGGAAUUAUAAUCGCGAAUCAUCUGUUAUCGAGGCGGAACAAGUGGAAGGCAUAAAAACCGAAGUACAUUCAGACGAUGAAAAUUCGGAAGAAUGUAUCGGGCAAUCAUCUUUUGAUUUGGCAUCAAACAAGCCAGAAAUUUUACAACUCGUAACUGGUCAAAGUAGUUCGUUAGUAGAUAAUACGAUUAAAGAGGAAAAUAUAGACGACACGCAGAAAGUUUGGAUGGACGCGGAUCAGGAAAAACAAUUAGCGAACAUUCUGGACGAGACGAAAGGAUGGAGAAAAUUGGCACAUCAUUUUAAUUUCAAAUAUUUACUGAAUAUUUUCGAACAAAGCUCAUCCAGUUCAACGUUACUACUCUUGAAUUAUAUCGCUAUACAAACCAAUACAUCUCUCAGCGAAUUGCGAAAUAUAUUACAAGAUAUAGGCGAAACUGAUGCUGCAACAUAUAUGGAUCAAGUUUUAUCUGUGAAAGAGGAAGUGCACCUUUAAAUUAAAUACACAUUAAAUUUUUUUUAUUAUGUGCUGCUUAUAUAUUUUUGUCAUUGUAAAUUAAAUUUCAAGAUUACUCUUGUAAAAAUUGCAUUUUAAUACAAAGUAUUAUUACAUUUAAAUAUCUCGAUUAUUAAAAAGGUGCCUUUAAGUUUUUUAAUAAUUUAUAUGAGAUACAUGGAAUUAAAUAUUUUAAAAAAUUCAA
Solenopsis invicta (red fire ant) is the source of this 3751-nucleotide messenger RNA. It is a transcript of the gene Rel, whose product is annotated as nuclear factor NF-kappa-B p110 subunit. The transcript is spliced from 20 exons. Lineage: Eukaryota; Metazoa; Arthropoda; Insecta; Hymenoptera; Formicidae. Gene Ontology annotation, cellular component: cytoplasm. The record is from RefSeq and is a predicted model, not a curated record. Bases 838 to 3546 code for a protein of 902 amino acids. Gene Ontology annotation, biological process: cellular response to stress; innate immune response; non-canonical NF-kappaB signal transduction. Gene Ontology annotation, molecular function: DNA binding; DNA-binding transcription factor activity; protein binding.